Saprolegnia parasitica CBS 223.65 is the source of this 3166-nucleotide messenger RNA. RefSeq lists its product as hypothetical. The record is from RefSeq and is a predicted model, not a curated record. Bases 25 to 3111 code for a protein of 1028 amino acids. Gene Ontology annotation, cellular component: CURI complex; small-subunit processome; UTP-C complex. NCBI's taxonomy places the organism in Eukaryota, Oomycota, Saprolegniomycetes, Saprolegniales, Saprolegniaceae. Gene Ontology annotation, biological process: tRNA export from nucleus; rRNA processing. The transcript has a single exon.
UUCCGAUUCGCCACCGCAAGAAGCAUGAGCCUCUACGCGCCGCCGACGACGGCCGAGAUGCUGCAGCUCAACGCUGCGGACGCGUCGUCCGUGUACACGACCAACUUCCUCCGGCUGCAGACGACGCAGCUGCUCGACGAGGUCCGCAUCGCCUACGACAAGGUCGGUGGCGUCAACCCGAUCCUCGUGGCCAUCAAGCAGUGCUUGGACGCGCUGCCCGAGCAGCAGGUCACGUCGUCGUGCUUGGCCAUGCCGGGCCUGCCCACGCGCAACCUCCUCAAAGAGGUCGCGCUGCAAUUCGCGCCGCCCGCGCGCCUCGACGUGCUGGGCUCGCACACGCUGCGCCAUGGCAUCAAGAAGGCGAGUAGCUUGACCAUCGACUUGGCCGUGACGAUGCCGUCGUCCUGCUUUGUGCCCAAGGACUUUCUCAACUACCGGUACCACGACAAGCGCAACCUGUACCUCGGCGUGCUCGCCGGCAGCCUUCAAACGCUCCAGGUCGACGGCGCCGCCGUCGUCGCAUCGAUCCGCGUCACGAGCUUCCAUGGCGACGCCAACAAGCCCGUGCUCGUCGCGUCGCUUGCCAAGAAGAUCAAGGGCCAAUCCAUCAUCCUGCACGUGUACCCGGUCCUUUCGGAGGACUGCUUUAGCGUCGCCAAGCUCAACCCGGGGCGCAGCAACAUCCGCAGCGAGCCGGCUGCACCCACGCCGCGCUACAACAACGCAAUCCUCGAGGACAUGCGCAUGCUGAGCCACCUCAAGGCGCUCCACACGGUCGCGUCGCAGUCACCGGCGUUUGUCGAGGCGUGCAUGCUCACCAAAGUGUGGCUGCGCCAGCGAUCGCUCGACAUGAACGGCUUCCAGGCGUCCAUGCUGCUGCUCUACCUCGUGCACAUGAAGAAAAUCCACCUCACAACGAGCAGCGAUGCCAUGUUCAAGAUCUGGCUCCAGUUUCUCGCCUCGUACGACGUGAGCACGCCGCUGGUGUUCCCCGCCGACGGCGACGUUGUCCCGACCGAGGCCGCGCUGCACGUGUUUUCGGACGCAUUCGACGUCGUUUUCCUCGACGCCUCGAACCGCCUCAACCUCUUUGCGUCGCUCUCGACCUCGGGCUUUGCGGAAAUGCAGUGGCUCGCGCAGCAGUCGUACCACUGGCUGUCCCAGGGCACGCUCCUCGACUUUCAGCGCGUCUUCAUCCUCCAGCACUCGGUCUACGCGCGCUACGACGAGUACCUUCAUGUGCCGCUGCCCAAGGCCAAAGCCAACGCCGUCCCGACGCUCGAGGUCGACCUCGAUGUGGCCUGGCCCGCCUACGUGGCGGCGCUCGCGACCAAGGCGCUCGGAAACCGCGUCGCGCGCGUCAAAUCGCUGAUUACGCCGGCGUCGACGUGGACACUGCAAGGCCGCCGCCCGCUGCCAACGUUCCUGACCCUCGGCCUCUCGAUUGUGCCGGAGCACGCCACGCGCAUCGUGGACAAGGGGCCGGAUGCCGACGACACGGUCGCGGCGGCCGAGUUCCGCGCGUUCUGGAAGACCAAGGCGGAGCUGCGUCGCUUCAAGGACGGCGCGAUCGUCGAGGCGGUCGUCUGGGACGACGUCAAGCCCCACGAGAUUCUAUGCGCGAUCGUGUCGUACAUUGUGCUGGCGCACUGCCCGAGCAUCGGCGACAUCACGUCGUCGAACGCGACGCUGCUCGAGGCGGACACGGAUGCGACCGCGUUUGCCAAGCACGUGCCCGCGCUGCAGAAGACGUGGAACGCGCUCGGCGCGACGCUCCGGUCGCUCGACGACGUGCUUCCGCUCAAGGUUAAGGACGUCCAGCCCGUCGCGCCCGCGUACCGCUACACGAGCGAGUGCCCGCCGCUGCCGCAUCCGCUGGCGUCCAAGACGCCGAUUUCGGUCGCCUCCAAGUACAUUUCGACGGUCGUCGAGCCGGUGUUGGUCGUGCUCCAGUUUGAGUCGUCCUCGAGCUGGCCGACGACGGCGGACGCGCUGGCGAAGGCCAAGCUCGGGUUUUACGUGCACCUCGCGCACGCGCUCGACGAGCACAAGUCGCGCGCCUACACGUGCCACGUGUUUGCGACCGGCGUCGACGUCGCGGUCGACGGCUACGUCUUCCGCCUCCUGCUGCACACGGAGCGCGACCGGUCGCUCUGCGCCGACUUUGGCGCGCGGCAGUACGCGGUCCCGCACGCGAUGCAGCUGCACGCGCUCCAGAGCCGCCACCCGAGCUUUGCGCCGACCGUCCGCUUUGUGCGCACGUGGCUCGAGUCGCAACUCUGCGCGUCGCUUCUCCGCCUCGAGACGGUCGAGCUCCUCGUCGCGUCGCUCUUCCUCUCGAAAGAGGCGCCGCCGACGUCGAUCCUCUCGGGCUUUACGCGCUUCCUUACGCUGCUGGCGUCGCACCCGUGGGCCGAAGAAGCGCUUAUCGUGGACCUGCAGGAAACGUGGAGUGAGAAGGACCACCGCGAAGUGCAGAAGCGCUUUGACGCGUCGGUGACGCAGCCAAGCACGCACCCCGGCCUCUUUGUCGCGGCGUCGUACGAAGCGAUGGACACGCUCUCGAGCUGGAGCCGCGGCAGCGUCCACGGUACCGACGAGCGUGCGAUGGUCCAUCGCCUCGUGUCGCUGGCGCGGGCGACGACGGUGUCGUGGUUGCACUGGCUCAAGACGGGCGGGGCGCCGCACGCGUGGCAGAGCUGCUUUGCCCACAUCAUGGACUAUGACGUGGUCUUGCACCUGGACACGGACGCGCUGCCGUCGACGAAGCUCCACUUGAGCAGCAAGGGACCGUUUGGGAUGGCGUACUACAAGAACAUGCGGCCGGACGCGUCGGCGCUGUACCUCGGGCUGGACCCGCUCUCGACCGUGGUCGUGGCCCUCCGCGCCCGCCUCGCCGACUUUGGCCUCGUGUUUGCCAACAAGGAGGUGAUUGCGAUUCGUUGGAAGCCGACCGCGUUUCUACCGACGCGGUUCCGUGUCAUGAAGGCGACGCACCUCUUGCCGCUCGAGAACGACAGCGGGUCGGCGGUGCCGCAGAUCUUUUCGCUGCUGCGCGAGAUCCAGGACAUGACGCAUGGCAUCGUCGCCCGCACCGAGCUCAAGGCGUAAGCGACUCUAUAAGUUAAUACUCGACGACUGUAAUCCAUUGCUCAUGUCGCACCGU